Neoarius graeffei (lesser salmon catfish) is the source of this 5588-nucleotide messenger RNA. It is a transcript of the gene kif20ba, whose product is annotated as kinesin family member 20Ba. The transcript is spliced from 35 exons. Bases 144 to 5270 code for a protein of 1708 amino acids. Gene Ontology annotation, molecular function: microtubule binding; plus-end-directed microtubule motor activity; ATP binding. Gene Ontology annotation, biological process: microtubule-based movement; mitotic spindle assembly. Gene Ontology annotation, cellular component: spindle microtubule; nucleus. The record is from RefSeq and is a predicted model, not a curated record. NCBI's taxonomy places the organism in Eukaryota, Metazoa, Chordata, Actinopteri, Siluriformes, Ariidae.
CCGGAAGUCGGUUGGUUGAGAGACAGAGAGCUGAAGCUCGGCGGAAGUGUUGAUGCGGCGGAUCCUCAGUUGGUUCCUCUGAUCAUUAGCGAGUGUCGAGCUGCGGUUUAGUCGCUGCAGGACUGGAACCGGCGUCCAGCACCAUGAUGGAGUCCUGCCUUAAUGAAAAGGUGCCCAGGGCUGAAUCCAUUCUGGUAGAAGACCUGAGGAGAGACCUCCACUCCGAUCUGACCGAAAUCGCAGAGGCUCAUGAUUCCAGCUGCUCGGACAGAGAGUUUUUACAGGUGUACCUCAGGAUAAAGCCAUUCUCUCAGGCUGAACUCGAAAACGGAGAAUCACAGGACUGCAUCACCAUCCAUCCUCCCGACACGGUUCUCCUCAAGGCCCCGAGGUCGUCUCUCUCAGCCCGAGCGAGUGAUAAAUCAGUUCCACAAACGGCGCAGCGCUUUCAGUUCUCUCAGGUUUUCGGAGCCGACACAUCGCAGAAGGGCCUGUUUGAAGGCACAGUGAGAAAUCUGGUCCGAGACGUCCUGGAAGGGAAAAACUCGCUGGUGUUUACGUACGGAGUCACAAACGCAGGGAAGACCUUCACUUUUUCAGGCCCGGAACAUGACGUCGGUGUUCUACCGCGCUCCUUAAACAUGAUCUUCAGCACUCUGGAGGGUCGGAUCUUCACCCAGACCAGUGUGAAGCCUCACCGUUGCCUGGAUGUCCUGAAGCUCAGUAAGGAGCAGCAGGUGGAGGAGAACAUCAGCAAACGCAAUCUUCUCAGACUCCUCCGAGAGAAUGACACUCAGAAAAAUACAAACAGUCUGAACUCGAACUCCAGAUCUGAAGGUUCGGAUCUGGCCGAUCCUGACAGCUCGGCGUCUGACAGGACCUUCAGCGUGGACGUGGAUCUCCACACCAGGUUCUCCGUGUGGGUGUCGUUCUGCGAGAUCUACAACGAGAACAUCCACGAUUUACUGGAGCAGCCGAGUAGUACCGGAACACGCCGGGCCAACCUGCGCCUCUGUCAGGACACCAAGGGGAACUCCUUCAUUAAGGAUCUGCGUUGGGUUCAGGUGAACAGCUCUGAUGAAGCGUUUAAAGUCAUGAAACUGGGCAAAAAGAACCAGAGCAUUUCAUCCACUAAACUCAAUCAGCUGUCCAGCAGGAGUCACAGUAUCUUCACGGUGAGGAUUUUGAGGAUUGAGGACGUUGCCUCACUCAGUGUUCAGUCUGUCAGUGAGCUGUCGCUGUGUGACCUGGCUGGAUCAGAGCGAUGUGGUAAAACUCAGAAUAAAGGAGAUCGACUGAAGGAGGCAGGAAACAUCAACACGUCUCUGCUCAGUCUGGGGAAAUGCAUCAGCGCUCUGAAAGGCAGCCAGCAGCCCAGCAGGCAGCACGUGCCGUUCAGAGAGAGUAAACUCACGCACUACCUGCAGGGAUUCUUCACGGGCCGAGGGAGAGCCGCCAUGAUCGUCAACAUCAACCAGUGUGCCUCCAUGUACGACGAGACGCUCGCUGUCCUCAAGUUCUCUGCCGUGGCACAGAAGGUGGUGGUCCUUAGCGUCCCCUGCGUGCUCCCGUUGGUGGUGAAGAGGAGUGCGAGGGAGGUGUCCUUCAUCAUUAACAAGGCGACUCAGCAGGAGGCGCGGCGCACGUCUCUGGUGCGAUGGGAGACCGGCCGAGGGGAUGUGGACCAGGACGAGGCGUCUGAGGAGGAUGAGGAUGAGGAGAGCCUGCUUGAGGACACGCUACAGGAGGAAGAAGGGAAGGAGACAGUGCUGCUGGACAAAGAGGUGUAUGAGAGUCAGUUGCUGCAGUUAGAGGAGCUGCAGGAACAGUUGAGGACGGCGAAGGCGGAGACUGUAGCUGUGGAGAGUCGAAUCCGAGAGGAAGUGACCAAAGAAUUCUCUGAGCUCUUCACUCAGAUGCAGAAUGACUACAAUGAGCGUAUCAGUAAAGAGCGAGAGUUGGUGGAGGAGAGAUGUGAGCGCCGGCUCGAGAUUUUCAAACAGCUGGUUGAGAAAACCACUGGAGAAACGGGCAGCGAUGAUGAAGGUCCUGCUAAAGCACAGGCGCGAGAGCCUCCAUCUCUAGAUGGCAUGCUCACCUCCAUUUCCACUGAUCUGGCCGGGAUCAGGAAGGACGCCGAGGCGGCUCAGUCUUGCCUGGUGACCCGUGACGGCGAACCCCCAGUGACGUUGCGUGACCUUGAGAAAAAGGUCACGGAACUGACGGAGAAGCUCAGUGAAACACAGAAAGAGUUGGAGAGCAGAACUCAGGGUCCGUGCACUGCAUGGGAGUUGGACGCUCGGAGCAGUCUGGUGAAGGAGCUGGAGGACAUGAGGAAGACGCUGCAGAGCCGUGAGCAGAGACUGAGUGAUCUGAUGGCGAUGUGUGUGGAGAAAGACGACAUGAUCGCAAAUAUUCAGGCAGCGCUGGACGGCACCAAGAACAGCGCUCUGAUUAAGGACCUUCUCCAACACAAACGCAACUGCACAUGCUCAGAACGACAAACACACCCUGAAACCAGGAAGCGCAGACAGGAAGGGGCAGUGCUGGAGGACAUCCACGGACAACCCCCUUUAAAGAAAGGGACUCUUAAGGACAUGACUAUCAAAGAAAAGCCUGUGGAGAAGGAUGAUAAGCCACCUGCAGCUGAGGUCAAAGGGUCUCUGGGCGUCUUUAGCAUCUGCGAUAACGACUCCUCUAUGACUGACAUCAAAGGUCAGGUUAAUCGUCUUCAAACCGAAUUGCAUCAGAAAGAUGAACGGAUCACAGACCUGGAACGGGAACGCCAGACUCUGGAGUUCUGCAUCCAGGAGCUGAAAUCAGCACUGGGAGAAGAGACACGAUCCCGUGCCAGAAUUAUGCAAGAAACUGAGCAGAAGUUCGAAGAGGAGCAGCAGCAAAAGUUUCACAACAUCAUCACCAGGAUGAACGAGAUGGAGGAGAAACUCGGCACUGCCGAGAAAAACUGUGCCAUCUUAAGAAAGUCUAAAAUGGAGGAGCAGGGACGUGAGAUCGAGCACCAAAACUCAUUCAUCAAAAAUCUAGAACAGGAAGCGACUCGGCUCAAACAGGAAGCUGAACAUUUGUGCGAUGAAGUCUCCAGGUUACAGAAGGAGAACGAGAGUAAAGGUGAAAGAGUAAAAACCCUGGAACAACAGCAGCUAGAAAACAAAAACAUUCAUGACAACCUCCAGAGAGAGAACUUUGACCUCCAGGCUGAGGUCACAAACCUGAAAGGUGUCAUCAAGGAAUUAGAGAAGAAGGCAGAACUUUUAGUGAAGGAGAGCAUGCUAAAGCAAAAAGAGAAGACGGACACAGAGCUGUCCAAUAAAGAGGCCCAGCUAACCAAGAGGGAGGCGGAGCUUGCUGUGAAAGAGGCGGAGCUUUCUGCUGUCCAACAGGAGGCACGAAAGAGAGAGGUGGAGAGGAGGAGAGAGCUGCUGGCUGUAGCUGAGGAGGCCAUCACUCAGAAAGAUGCAGAACUUCAAAAACGAGAGGCAGAAAUCACCAGGCUAAAGGAGGAGAUGAAGUGCAGUAGUGGAAAGUUGUCGAGUCUCUCGGUGGACGCGCAGAGGAGAGAGGAAGAGACGUCCGAUCUGAGGGAGAAACUCGCCGACUCGAAGAAACAGAUUCAGCAGGUGCAGAGGGAGAUCUGCUCCCUGCGUGAUGGAGAAAAAUCUCUAAAACAGAAACUGAGUGAUGUGGAGAAGAUGAAAUCCCAGCUACAGAACGAACUCUCGAACCGAGAUCGCACCAUCCAGCAGCUCAGGAGUGCAAAUACUGAUUCUCGUUCAUCAGAUUCGAAGACAGAGGAUCACGCCCAUCUUUACGAAAAAGCUCUUAAAGAUCUGAAGGAGCGUCAGGCCGUGAUGGAGGAAAUGCGUUUGGUUCUCAGUGAGCAGGAAGAGACUCAGACUCAGAUGGAGCUGGAGCUGGAAAACAGAGAAACUCAGAUCCAUCAGCUCAUGCAGGAGCUGGAGAACCUGAAAGAGCUUCUCCUGAAACAAAGGAACAGUAAACAGUUCCAUCAUCAUGAACAGGCGCACAAUGAUGACAUCACACGGGCCAAAGAGGAAGUGGCGCAGGCUCAGGACAACCUGAAGACCGCCAGUGAGAAAUAUCAGGCUGAGCGCAGGAAGUGGAAGGAGGAAAAACUGGUCCUGAUCGCUCAGGCAAAGGAUGCAGAGGAGAGGAGGUACCAGGACAUGAAACGAUUCGCUGAGGACAGAGAGAGACACACCCGCCAGCACACUGAGAUGGAGUCGCUGAAGGCCCGUCUGGCUGAGCGUGAGCAGGAGAUGGACGAGUGGAGGAAGGAGAGAGACACACUCGUCUCUGCCCUGGAGGUCCAGCUGAAGAAACUCGUCUCCACCAUCACAGAGAAAGACGAGCAGAUCAGAGAGCUGAAGCACGCCGACACACUUCAGCCACCAGAGGUGUGUGACAAUAGAGUGAUGGAGCAGCUGAUGGAGAAGGAGGCGGAGCUUAAACGACUGAAAGAGCAGCUCAGAGAGACAACACACACACACACCACUACAGAGUCGUCUACACAGACUGUGUUGGUGGAGGAGUGUGUGUCUGAGCGGCGGGUGGACUGCAGCACUCUGAAACACACAGGCCCAACUCGAGCAUCCAUCACCAGCCAGGGUUCUUGCACCAGCGGUCCGUCCGUGUUGGACUCGUCGGUCAUCUCCACAGAAACGGGACGGUGUUCUCGGUUCCCGCGGCCUGAGCUGGAGAUCUCAUUCAGUUCCCUUCAUCCCGAACGCUUCCUACUGAAACGCCCCGGAGACACUGGAGAGAUCACGGUCAACGUCUCACACACACACAACACACGCAAGAGGAAGAGCAGCGAGAUGGAGAGGGACGGCGUGGAGAGUGAGAACAGGAGGAAUAUGAGGUGUAAGAAAGCUCCCAGUCUCCCUGCGCACCAAGAGGAGGAGACGUCUCCUGUGCUGUUUGGGAAAAGUUCCCAUGAUUCCCAGUCGAGUCUUCGAGGGAAAAAGGAGGGAAAGUUGCAGAAGAUUGGAGAUUUCCUGAACAGCUCCCCGACGUUCCUGAGCAGUAAAGCUAAGAGAAUUAUGGGAUUGAUGAGUGGAAGGUCUCCGGAUGAAGGCGGCUCGUCUCUGAGUCUGAAACGCUCCAAACAAAAGAUCAACAUCUCGUCCCCCAUGAACAUCUCCGCUAAUCAGAUCAUCAGCCGAGACGCAGAGGAGAGAGACGAUCAGACGAACAUCAAGAAACGGCUUCGCAACAAAACUCCCAAGUAGAAGCUUCAUCACCACGACAACGAUGUCAUCAUCAUCAUCAUCACUACAGCUGUUUUCCUUCCAUCCGUCCUCGCACAGUGUCCCUGUGUCCUCUGUCGUCCUCUCCUCUCACCAGCACUUUUACUUCCUGUUUUUAGUUCACACCUUUUUUAAAAAAAAUCUUUCAUUACGUUUUUGUUUUAUACUGUAGUAUAUUUUACAGUGUAAUAGCAGACUGACUUUAAUAAGAGUUUAUUUUUUGUUCUAUUUUAGAUUAUUCACUAUAACACUAAUGAAUAAUUAGGACGGUGUUUAUUCAGUCUAUCUGGUUAAAUAAAU